Esox lucius (northern pike) is the source of this 1692-nucleotide messenger RNA. It is a transcript of the gene septin5b, whose product is annotated as septin 5b. Gene Ontology annotation, biological process: cytoskeleton-dependent cytokinesis; regulation of exocytosis. The record is from RefSeq and is a predicted model, not a curated record. The transcript is spliced from 12 exons. The coding region runs from base 67 to 1182 and encodes 371 amino acids. Gene Ontology annotation, cellular component: septin ring; microtubule cytoskeleton; synaptic vesicle. Gene Ontology annotation, molecular function: GTPase activity; GTP binding; molecular adaptor activity. NCBI's taxonomy places the organism in Eukaryota, Metazoa, Chordata, Actinopteri, Esociformes, Esocidae.
CCGCCCACACUGAAGCCCCCCGUGAACGCGGGCGUGCGACAGAUUUCAGCUGUUUUUGUAGCCAAGAUGACGAGCAACACCAGGUUCAAGAGCCGCACACUCAGAUCAGAGGAUGGCGGAGAGGAGAAGGACUAUGUGGGGUUUGCCACCCUCCCUAACCAGGUCCACAGAAAGUCAGUCAAGAAGGGAUUUGACUUCACCCUCAUGGUGGCAGGAGAGUCUGGUCUCGGUAAAUCUACUUUGGUCAACAGCCUGUUCCUCACAGACUUGCACAAGGAUAGGAAACUUCUGAACGCUGAGGAACGAAUCAGUCAAACAGUGGGGAUCACUAAGCACACUGUGGACAUAGAGGAAAAAGGUGUUAAACUAAAACUGACCAUCGUGGACACACCAGGCUUUGGAGACGCCGUCAACAACACAGAUUGCUGGAGGCCAAUCACAGACUACAUUGAGCAACAGUUUGAGCAGUACUUCAGAGACGAGAGUGGACUGAACAGGAAGAACAUCCAGGACAACAGAGUCCACUGCUGCCUGUACUUCAUACCUCCCUUUGGACACGGGCUUCGUCCAGUAGAUGUUGAGUUUAUGAAGGCUCUGCAGGACAAGGUCAAUGUGGUUCCUCUCAUCUCUAAAGCGGACUGCCUUACACCCAAUGAGAUCAGGAGACUCAAAGACCGGGUUCGUGAGGAGAUAGAUAAGUUUGGAAUUAAGGUGUACCAGUUCCCAGACUGUGACUCUGAUGAGGAUGAGGAGGCCAAACAAAAGGACAGAGAACUCAAGGAGAGCACUCCAUUUGCUGUAAUUGGCAGUAACAUGGUGGUGGAAGCCAGAGGCCAGAAAGUCAGAGGAAGAUUCUACCCCUGGGGAAUCGUAGAGGUAGAGAACCAGGCUCACUGUGACUUUGUAAAGCUAAGGACCAUGUUGAUCAGGAGCCACAUGCAUGACCUGAAGGACAUUACCAGUGACUGCCACUAUGAGAACUACAGGGCUCAGUGUAUACACACCAUGACCAGUAAAAUGACCACAGAUAAGCGUGUGGAGAGUCCUCUCCCCAUCCUGCCCCUGUCCACCCCAGAUGUGGAGACUGAGAAACUCAUCAAGAAGAAGGACGAGGAGUUGAGGAGGAUGCAGGAGAUGCUUCAGAAGAUGCAGCAGCAGAUGCAGCAUGAGCAGGACUUGUAGAUACUCCCCCCUAAUCUGACUACUGACAUGUCACCUUUCACCUGAUGACCUGUGGGAGGAAGUUACACCGGGUUAGUCAAACACUGGUCCCACAUCACUGCAACCAGCAGCGGAGAUCUGUACAGUACAGCUCUAAACAUUCAUUACUAACAAAGCAAUUGCACACAGGGUAACCCCAACACAUAACACUCCAAACCAUGGAUGGGGUUUGGUACACUGGAAUGAGACUAAUAAGAAUUUCUUGGUGUUAUGAAAAGCUAAAAGUCACGCAUUGUAGCGUAGUAUAUUUGCACCUUAGUUUGCAGUUGAUGUCUAAGCUGUUUUUUUCUAUUUAUGGAAAGUCCCAUUUGAUACUGAAUAUGACUGUUUUGGUAGAUGGUUGAAUAUAUGUUAUGCACUCUGCUGACAAACACAGAAUUUGGGUCAGAUUUGUUUAUUCUGAAUAUAAUGUUGUAUUUGCUUUGUGGUAUUUAUGGUUAUUCUUGGUGUGUAUAUGAGUGUGUGUUUGAG